UUUAUCAAAAAUUCAUUAAACGAAGGAAGAAUAAUAUUAAACAACGCGAAAGAGACAAGCAUCGAUGUAACAAACGAACGCAAUGAAACAGAUGUGAUCUGUGAUUGGAACCAUGAAAUUUCAGGACAAUGUUCAUAUAAUUUCAAUACAAAUUCGUUGUAAUAAGAUUAUAUAUGUUCUUAAAUAAUUAGUUACCUUUUCAUUCAUCACAAGUAUAAAAUUUUCAUUUCAAAGAUGCCUGUCGUGGACUGUAAAUUUGAUCUACCAAUAAUGGAUAAUGUAAACAAAAAGCAAAAUAUUCAUAAUGAUAAAGAGAAAGAAAAAGAGAAUGAAAGAAAAAAUCUGGAUCAAGGAAUUUCUAAAGAAUCAGAUUUAGAUGUAUUAUAUACAACUCGAUUAGAUUCUACAAGUCAGGAAGAUGUUGAAAAAAAGAUUCAGUGUCUGAAGCAUUUAUUGGAAAAGGAUCUAAGAGCAGCUGAUUUAAAAUGGUCCUUAUUUGUAGCAGCUUGCAAUACAUAUCGUUACGAUACUUGCUUAAAACCAUUUCCAUCAAUGUAUAUAAAAAAUGAAUGCAAAGACAUUGAAGCUCUGAGGAGAGCAAUAGAAAUAAUUCCUCCAUUGGCUGUAAUAUUUAAAGCAUUAUCAGAACAAGAUGUAUAUGAAAGAUAUGGAACAGCUAUAGACUUAUUACAUUGGGUUUUAGUACGUUUAAGAGACCCUUAUAUAAAAAGUAUUAAAAAAGAAAGUUAUGAUUCAAUAUUGAGAAAAGUACCUUCAGAAAUGUCAGUAGUUGCACCAAAUUUAAUAUUCCAAGUUACAAGUACAAAACAAUCCACUUCAGAAGACAGAUGGAAAACAAUUGCUGAAGGACAUUCAACUUUUUAUGCUUAUCAUGGUAGUCGAUUAGAGAAUUUUCAUUCCAUUGUACAUUAUGGUUUACAACAGAGUAUGUGUAAGAAGUCAUUGUUUGGUAAAGGAAUAUAUCUUUCAAGUGAAUUAGGUGUAAGUUUACCGUACAGUCCAAUUGGCUAUGGAUGGGGAGGUAGUGUGCUAGGAAGUGAAAUGAGUUGUAUAGCUUUAUGUGAACUAAUUAAUCAUGCAGAUGUAAAAAUUGGAGAUUCAGAAAAUAAUGCUAGAAAUUUAGUCACAGAUUCCACAGGUGGAAGAGUUCCAAAUAAAUAUUAUUUGGUAACCAAUAGUGAAUUAAUAAGAGUACGUUAUCUUCUUAUUUACAGUCAACAAAUUCAUGCCACAAGAUGUACUGAUAAUAAAGGAUUAUUGGCAUGGUUCAAGCAACAUAAAUUAUUAACAUUUGUGCUUGGCUAUGUGGUACUAUUGGCUUCAGUUGGUCUGACUCAUAAUAAACAAGUUGAAAAAUAUUAUAAAUUAUUUGCUCAAAAAGUUGGACUGGAAUAAAAAAAACUUUUUAUAUGAUGAGUUAUCCAUCUAAUAAUAUAAUACAUUAAGAUAAAAAUUGUUUUUUUAUAUUUUUCAUUGAAUGAAAUUUAACAUAAAAUUGCAUUUAUUGUAAUAAAUAUACACAAUUUGUAAAUAAUACAUAUUAUUUAUAUAAAAUAUUAUAUUUUUAUAUAAAAUUUAAAAUCUUGAUAAUAUUAUGGGGAAAUUUUCUGUAACUAAAUAAUCAUCUUCAAAUAUUACAAUUAAAUUCACUUCAAAUUCUGUAAUAAAUAAUUUAUGACAUUUUUAUUAUCAAAAUUCUUAUAAAAAUUAAAAAAAAAAUUCAUAUGAUAUUCUUACCAACUUUAAAAUUACUUGUACUUAAUGUAGGACAUGUAAAUAAUCUCGGAAAUAUCAUAUAUAUUGGUAUAGGUAAAUUUGUACAAACAUUUCCUUCUCCAAUUUGUAUAUUUUGUAUUUCUGUAGCUGAAAUAAAUAGUAUUGUAAGAUAAUUAAUCAAA
Apis cerana (Asiatic honeybee) is the source of this 1919-nucleotide messenger RNA. Its product is annotated as Poly(ADP-ribose) polymerase 16. NCBI's taxonomy places the organism in Eukaryota, Metazoa, Arthropoda, Insecta, Hymenoptera, Apidae. The record is from RefSeq and is a predicted model, not a curated record. Gene Ontology annotation, molecular function: NAD+ poly-ADP-ribosyltransferase activity.